Neurospora crassa OR74A is the source of this 943-nucleotide messenger RNA. RefSeq names its product BEAK-1 (gene bek-1). Gene Ontology annotation, molecular function: DNA binding. The record is from RefSeq and is a predicted model, not a curated record. The coding region runs from base 86 to 889 and encodes 267 amino acids. NCBI's taxonomy places the organism in Eukaryota, Fungi, Ascomycota, Sordariomycetes, Sordariales, Sordariaceae. The transcript has 3 exons. Gene Ontology annotation, biological process: regulation of DNA-templated transcription.
CCAACAACGGGCUCCAGCCCCAGCAUCAAUGUCUUUUCGCAACAUAGUCAUGGCCAGCAAGAUUCUGGAGCACGUACCUACCUAGAUGGCCCGCUUCCGCGUCUGCCACCGUCAAACGCUUUUGCUCAACACAACGGCUAUCAUCAAAACAGCGAGCCACGGCGUGGCUACCCUCAAACACCGUCAUGGGCCCUUCCCUCAACCCGGAUCCCAGCAGAAUCUCUACGAACAGCGUGCCCGCAGCGAGCGCUUGCACUAUGCUCAUCCUUGGGGGGGCCACUCUGAUUCUGCGGUGAGCCCUCGGGGCGGCGAUGGGGGCAAGAACAAGAGACGUGGCAAUCUUCCCAAGGAGGUUACGGAGAAGCUGUACGCUUGGCUGUACGGCCAUCUAAACCACCCCUAUCCGACCGAAGAUGAGAAGCAAAAAAUGAUGAGAGAAACAAACAUGCAGAUGAGUAAGAUAAUCCGACAGCGUCUCCUUCAUCAAAUCUCGAACUGGUUCAUCAACGCCCGUCGCCGCAAAGUCCCCCUCCUCAUCGAACAGGCGAAGGCCGAAACCGAGGCCGCGAAGCAUUAUCGUCCCAACUCGUCACCCAUCGCCCGCCGAACUCGACCGGUUUCGGUUUCCCACACGAGACACUACAGCCGCUCGGGUCCGGGCCGUGGCGUGCCCAGUCGCCGCAGCGUCAGUGUCGAGCCCUCAAUCAACCACCUUCUCAAUUGCCCGGAAUCUGACGCGGAUGUCCGACCACCGCAAUAUGCCACCCCCAUGAGCGACAGAGGCGUCCUUGAUUACAGCAGCCGGGAGAGCUCCGAGUCUUAUGAAAUGGAUUCUCGUUACCAAAGCUAUGGGCAUGGACAUGGCCAUGGGCACCACGCCAGCAUUUAAACCUCUCGGGGCCGUCACAGCCAUUUUCCUCCCCAACCGCUUAAUAUCUUUUCU